AUAAGCUUGAUUUUGGGUGUGAACUACAUUUAAAAAUCCAAGUCGAAAACAAGUUUUUGUUUACUAUUUCUAUUUGGUCGACCAAGAAAACUCCGAACGCGAAAACGUUGCGAUGGGCGUCAUCGGAUCUUGUAUUAGAGAUGCAAACAAUUGGUGUGGAAGACGCAGAUCUGUCAACAAACUGCUGUUGCUGAUGUGCGCCACAAGCUCCACCCUGCUGGUUAUUUUCAUCACAUCUUGCGUAAAUGACACAACCAAUCGUAAUGCUAAGGCCGUACCAUGCGACCCGAACCUAUCCCCGGCCCAGCCCAAAGCCAGCCAGAAGGAGCUUUCGGCAUUCCUUGUGGUCCUGAUAAUGAGCGGGCCACAGAUGGUCGAACGCAGGUACACGAUCCGCGACACCUGGCUGCAGAAUCACGGUGGAGAUAUCCUGCCGCGGUUUGUGAUUGGAACAGCCGGGCUGUCCAGCUCAGACAUGGAGACGCUGGAAUCAGAACAGAAGCAGUUCCACGAUAUGCUCUUCCUCCCAGAGCUCAAAGAUUCCUUCAGUGUCCUCACCUCAAAACUUCUCCAGAUGUUAGCGUGGCUUGAUCAUACAGUAGACUUCCAGUACCUGCUGAAGGUAGACGAUGAUACCUUUGUCAGACUCGAUCCCUUAGUCCAAGAGCUCGCAACCAAGUCCAGAGUUCGCCUUUACUGGGGUUUCUUUGACGGCCGGGCACAUGUCCACAAGAGCGGCAAGUACAAGGAGACGGAUUGGGUGCUGUGUGACCGCUACAUCCCCUUUGCGGUAGGUGGUGGCUACGUCUUGUCCUCCGACUUGGUUCACUUUGUGGCUGAAAAUGCCCCGCUUUUGAAGAAGUACCACGCGGAGGACGUGUCCCUUGGCUCCUGGCUGGCUCCGAUUGACGUGAGGCGGGAGCACGACCCGCGAUUUGACACCGAGUACAAGUCGCGCGGUUGCCGCAACAGCUACCUGAUCACCCACAAACAGAGCGUGCAGAACAUGCGGGGAAAAUACCUGCAGCUGCAGACUAUUGGGCAGAUGUGCGCCAACGAGCAACAGAUCAGGUUAUCUUACAUGUACAACUGGGACAAACCUCCAACUGAGUGUUGCGAACGUGUGGAGGGUGUUCCGUAAAGUUGCAUCUUGCUAAUAAUCCAUGAAAAGCUGCAGGGAACUUUGCAUUACCUUGGCGAAUCUUAGGGAGAGACUUCAUCUGCUACUGCUUGAGUGAGUGGACUGUUCGUGCAACAAAGUACCCAGAUAUCACCGGCUGAGGCACGACCAGCAUAUUGGGAGAAACAUUCUCCGCAGCUUUUCCAGGAUUAUUAUUGAGACGACUCUUAAAAAUUACUGUUGUUUCUUUGUGGCACCAUUUCACUUUCUAAAAAGGGGUAUGGUUUUUGGAAAAAUCCGACUCAAAUGUUUACUUCAAAAACUCUGAAUGAUGAUAUUUAUUACUAUCAAUAAGCAUGAAUCAUUUGGAAACAAAAUGCAGGUGGAUAGAGCUCAUACAUAUUCAUGUGCCGUUUUGUAUUAUUUGAAAAGCAAACUGUUUUAUUCUUAGUAAGGAAUUUUGAUAUAUUUAUAUAGCAACUCAUUAUAAGCAGACCAGCAACAUUUCAUGCACUACAUUGUUUGUAGUCAAGCAUACUACAUUCACUAGCACUUCAUCAAUUUUCCAAUGCAGUGUGGGUGUACUAAGGCCCCCCCCCC
Molecule: messenger RNA, 1720 nt
Organism: Patiria miniata (bat star)
Lineage: Eukaryota; Metazoa; Echinodermata; Asteroidea; Valvatida; Asterinidae
Product: beta-1,3-galactosyltransferase 6-like
Exons: 2
Coding region: 113-1141 (342 amino acids)
Biological process (GO): glycosaminoglycan biosynthetic process
Cellular component (GO): membrane
Molecular function (GO): UDP-galactosyltransferase activity
Source: RefSeq, a predicted model, not a curated record